Molecule: messenger RNA, 843 nt
Organism: Priapulus caudatus
Lineage: Eukaryota; Metazoa; Priapulida; Priapulimorpha; Priapulimorphida; Priapulidae
Product: coiled-coil domain-containing protein 58-like
Exons: 4
Cellular component (GO): mitochondrion; mitochondrial intermembrane space
Source: RefSeq, a predicted model, not a curated record
CACGACGAUUCGACGCUCGUUCAAGGAGAACGGUGGACGCGAGCGCACGCUGCGAGGAAGCCUGUACCGCGCAGUUCGCACCGGCUCCCCAGCUACACGCACCGGGACCGCGCGAUACGCUCGUGCAUCACGCACGCGGCCGACGCCGUGGCGACGUCGAGGCAGCGCAAGGCAGACGAUCCGGACAGCCUCGCCGUGAUGAAGACGCUGAGGAAGGAGCAGACGCGGCUACGACUGAUGCAGAACGAACUUAGCAUAGAAGAAAUAAUAAUGGAUCGGACUCUAAAGGUGUUCCAGGAGAAGUGCAGGAACCACUACAAGCCAACGCACGGCCUCAAGUUUUCAUGAUGCUUCGCGUCGUCACGGAGACGGAAACGACAAAGUUCUUUCCCGGAGAGAGAGAGACGAGGAGGACGGAGGCAACUGACGGAGAGCCGUCGGCACGCAGGGAUGUGGAACGACUGCCACGAGAUCGAGGAUAAAGUGUCACGAACAUAGCCCAUGAGCAGUUACAAGAUAUGCUGUUGCUGCUAGCUACAAGUUCUGUUGCUACUAGCUACAAGUUCUGUUGCUACUAGCUACAAGUGCUGUUGCUACUAGCUACAAGUUCUGUUGCUACUAGCUACAAGUGCUGUUGCUACUAGUUACAAGUUCUGUUGCUACUAGCUACAAGUGCUGUUGCUGCUAGCUACAAGUGCUGUUGCUACUAGUUACAAGUUCUGUUGCUACUAGCUACAAGUGCUGUUGCUACUAGCUACAAGUGCUGUUGCUACUAGCUACACGUUCUGUUGCUACUAGUUACAAGUUCUGUUGCUACUAGUUACAAGUUCUGUUGCUACUAGU